UAUAUUAAUUGUGUGUCUGUGUGUGUGUGAGAGAGAGAGAGAGAGAGUCAUCUUCCUCAUAUCUUCAUGGCAAAGCUUCCCCCUUCAGCUUAUGGAAAGGUCGUUACUAUUCUCAGUAUCGAUGGAGGUGGUGUUAGGGGCAUCAUCCCUGCAAUUAUUCUACGAUACCUUGAGGAACAGCUUCAGAUAUAUGAUGAAAAUGCAAGAAUCGCAGACUAUUUUGAUGUAAUUGCUGGAACCAGCACUGGUGGACUUGUCACUGCCCUACUUACAACACCAGACAAAAGUCAACGUCCUAAAUACACUGCUCAAGAUAUUGUGGAUCUCUACAAAAACGAAGCAAAGCGUAUUUUUCCAGAACCAAGCUUGAUAAGAAAAAUCGAAGUUUUUUUAAACAAACCCAAGUACGAUGGGAAGUAUUUACAUGGGACCAUAGAAAACAAGUUGAAGGACACAAAAUUGCACGAGACAGUGACCAAUGUUGUUAUUCCAACCUUUGACAUGAAGCAAGUCCGACCAGUUAUUUUCUCAAGCUUUGAGCUGGAAACAAUUCCAUAUAUAGAUGCCAAGCUAUCAGAUAUAUGCAUUGGGACUUCAGCAGCGCCAACGUAUCUUCCACCAUAUUAUUUUUCCAACGAUGGUAAAGAAUUCAAUUUGAUUGAUGGUGGUGUCAUAGCAAAUAAUCCGGCUUUGGUAGCGAUAAGUGAGAUAAUAGAGCAAAAGAAGAAAGGGAACACAGAAUGCUUACAAGUGGAUCCAAAUGAUUAUUCAAAAAUAUAUUUGGUAUCAUUAGGAACUGGGAUUCAGAAGCCAACCACAGAUUAUGAUGCCAGAGCUGCUUCUAAUUGGGGAAUGCUUGCAUGGGCAAGUGGUCCUCUCACUGAACUCACACUUGAUGGAAGUCAGGACAUGGUUGAUUAUCACCUUGCCUCUGUUUUCCAAGCCCUUGGUUCGAAUAACUAUCUCAGAAUUCAGACUGAUCAGUUAAGUGGGGAUAUGGCAAGAAUGGAUAACUCGACUGAUAAAAACAUGAAGGAUCUUGAAAAGUUGGCAAAUCAAAUAUUAGAGCAGAGAGUUACGAGACUGGACUUGCCAACCUUCGAGUUCAAAGAAGUGCCUGAUGCUCCUACAAAUAAACAAGCCCUCCAGCAGGUGGCUGAGUUUCUCCACAAGGAGAAGCAAGAACGACAAAAACAAGUUGCAUUUUAGGAGUGAAUGGCUUUUAUCAAUCGUACCAUAAAGUAAUGAAUUGUCACUUGUGUAUUAUUCUUCUUGCUGAUCAUAUUUGAUUUCGUUAAUGUGUACUUUAAUACCAAUAUGUAAUUUAAUUGUUGGGUCGGAAUUGCAUGAUAGAAGCUAAACAUGUCGAAUGUAUUUUAUGGAAAAUUCAUA
Messenger RNA from Prosopis cineraria, 1392 nucleotides. RefSeq names its product patatin-like protein 1. The transcript has 7 exons. Bases 67 to 1209 code for a protein of 380 amino acids. Lineage: Eukaryota; Viridiplantae; Streptophyta; Magnoliopsida; Fabales; Fabaceae. Gene Ontology annotation, biological process: lipid metabolic process. The record is from RefSeq and is a predicted model, not a curated record. Gene Ontology annotation, molecular function: glycerophospholipase activity; monoacylglycerol lipase activity.